AAUCCACCAUCUUGUCCUCUCUCGACAUCCUCCACGAUAAUACAUCUAAUCUCGCACGGAUUAUUCCAAAAAAAAAAUAUCAAACCACCCAAAAUGGCAGAAUACGAUCUCCUGCCGAAAUUAGUCGGCCACCUUGAUCGCCAUCUCAUCUUCCCUCUUCUCGAGUUUGCUGCUGGUCAACUACCCGAAGACGCUGAUGAUGCCUCCGUCUUGGCCAUCACCAAAGCCAAGUAUGAGCUUCUUAAGACUACAAACAUGACCGAUUUCGUUGGCAACUUGAAGGCAGAGCUUGAAGGCCUCGAACAACCCCCAGCCGAGUUCAACGACAAGCGACAAAAAGUCAUCUCGCGCCUCGAGCAGUUCGAGGAAAGCACCAACAAGCUAGUUGACUUACUAGGUCGUGAGGACGUGGUUGGAAACUUGAGAAGUGACAAGGUGGCCAACUUGGAAUUCCUAAAGAAGGACCACGAGGUUACCAUUGAUAUGGUCAACGCUCUGUACGACUUUGGCAACUUCCAAUAUAGCUGCGGAAACUAUGCCGCCGCUGCCGAUCUGUUAUACCAGUUCCGUGUGCUUUCUACCGAUAACGACAAGGUGGCUGCCGCGACGUGGGGAAAGCUCGCAUCUGAGAUCCUAACCACCAACUGGGAAGGCAGCGUUGAGGAGCUCCAGAAAGUCAAGGAGAAUAUCGACACCAAGCUCUUCAACAACCCGCUAGCUCAGCUGAGCCAACGCACCUGGCUCAUCCACUGGGCUUUGUUCCCUCUUUUCAACGACGAUCGCACUCGCGACGGGCUUCUAGACAUCCUCUUCAGUCCCGCCUACAUCAACACCAUCCAGACCAGCUCCCCUUGGAUUCUCCGAUACCUCACUGCCGCCGUCAUUACUGGCCGUAACCGGACAAGAAACUCGGGUCAGCACCAAAAGCAGUUGAAGGAUAUAAUACGUAUUGUCAAGCAAGAAGGCUACGAGUACAGCGACCCCGUGACCGACUUCGUGCGAGCGCUCUACAUCGACUUUGACUUCGAGGAAGCCCAACGACAGCUUGUUCUUGCCGAGGAGAUCUUACGCUCCGACUUCUUCCUCUUCUCCACCGCCGACCUGUUUGUCGAUGCUGCCCGACACUUGAUCUCAGAGAGUUACUGCAAGAUUCACGCGCGUAUCGACAUCAAGGACUUGAGUGCGCGUCUCGGUCUCGGCGACGACGAGGGUGAGAAGUGGAUCGUGAACUUGAUCCGCGACACCAGAGUGGAUGCCAAGAUCGACUACAAGGAAGGCACAGUCGUUAUGAAUCAUCCUCCUAGCUCGGUCUACCAACAAGUGAUCGAGCGAACCAAGGGCGGAUUCUUCCGAACACAAGUGCUCAGUGCUGCUGUCGCAAGAUAAGGGGUAGCAAUGAUUACAUGAGAUUCUCCAAGGAUACCCGUUUAAUUGACAUGGUAAUGCGUGCGUGAGCCAAAGUUGGGACGAGACGAAUGAGAUCCAUGGUUUUGCCGAUGGGCAUGCAUUCAAGGCGUUUUCGGGGGGGUUUCUGGUACUGGUACAGCUCAACGAGGUAGAACUGUAAGGUAGCAUCGAUUUGCAAAUACAAAAUUUGUUACGACCAUUAACUCUGAGUUCUGUCUGGACUUUUGGUAUGUAGGAUAAGUUUGAUACACUUUCAACUGUUACCAGCUACGCGUACCUACAUGAUUUGUACAUACCUACCUAUUACUACCUAGUAGGUAGUAGUAGGGUACUAGGUAUAUAGUAACGACUCG
Messenger RNA from Hypoxylon fragiforme, 1760 nucleotides. RefSeq names its product putative eukaryotic translation initiation factor 3 subunit 6. Gene Ontology annotation, molecular function: translation initiation factor activity. Bases 94 to 1386 code for a protein of 430 amino acids. The transcript is spliced from 2 exons. The record is from RefSeq and is a predicted model, not a curated record. Gene Ontology annotation, cellular component: nucleus; cytoplasm; eukaryotic translation initiation factor 3 complex. Lineage: Eukaryota; Fungi; Ascomycota; Sordariomycetes; Xylariales; Hypoxylaceae. Gene Ontology annotation, biological process: translational initiation.